AUGGCCGCCUGCGGCAGCUCAGUUAAAAUGCAGCGGAAGCAGCAACCAGUCACGGGGCUGCGGGAGGCAGGGCAGCAAGGUGGCGCUGCCGCCGAGCGCCUAGAGCAUGAGCGCCCAACAUGGCGGCAAGGGCAAUGGCCGCUGUGGGGAGCGAGCACGCCCCCUCCGCGUGCAUACGCUGCCGUGCCGGGCCUCCGGGGCCCGUCACCGGCGCCGCCGCCGCCGCCCGCUCUCCGACCCCCCCUCACGGGCUGUAGCGGAAUUUUCUCUUCAGACACCGCCUUCAAGAUGGCGGCUCCCCCUCCCGACAACCCCCUCAAUCGUCCCCUGCAGCAGGCGCCGAGCCGCCGCCAUCUUGUCCCCCGUCCCUCCCCCCCCCCUCGCCGAUAUUUACAUAGCGAAAAUCGGCCCGGCCGGCCUGCGGCCUUCACCUCACGCCUGCAGCCUUCGCCACCUUGCCAGGCCUCGCCCCCGCGCGGUGCCCCGGGAAGGCCGCGGCGCCUCCCGGGCCACCGGGCGACCCUCCCCCAAUCUCCGCCCGUUCAAGGAGCGCGCAUCCGCCGCCGCUCGGGGCCCGCGACCACUGAGGCAGGAGAGAACCACUCGUUCCCCGGGGGCUUCACCGGGGGGCUCACCGUGCGUCCUGUGCGCCGCUCGCUCUCCUGGGUUCUGGCCCCCAACGUCGCGACUUACAGAAGAGCCGCGGUGCCGCCUUCACGUCGGCUGCACCCCGACGGGGUCGGGGCCGCUUUGCCCUCCAGCGGCCUCCGCUCUCUUCCCGCCCCCGGCUCAGGGCCCCCCGCGGCCCGGUCACCCUGCACGGAAGAGCCUCUCGCCCCGGAGCCGCUCGGCGGGCUCUCGGCCGCGUGCUCGCCCUCGGGUCCCCGGCGGCGGCCCGCCGGCCGGAGGCAGAGGACUGGCCGCGGGCCGAGGCGGCUACGGUUCGAGGUGCCGGCAGAAUGCGAAGGUCGCGGCGAGGAACCACCGGCAGAGAGCAGACAGGAAGGGGGGGGUUGGCCCGCAAGCGCCAAGGGCCCGCGACGGGGAGGUCCGGAGUCGCCCCGCAGGCGAUGA
This is a messenger RNA of Suricata suricatta (meerkat), 1074 nucleotides long. Its product is annotated as formin-like protein 5. The coding region runs from base 1 to 1074 and encodes 357 amino acids. Lineage: Eukaryota; Metazoa; Chordata; Mammalia; Carnivora; Herpestidae. The record is from RefSeq and is a predicted model, not a curated record. The transcript is spliced from 2 exons.